AGUAAUUAGUUGGUAGUUGAUAAUUUUAAUUUUUUUAAAUUAAAAAAAAUAAAAAUUCCCAGCAAAUAAUCACAUACAAAUUAAAAUUACUUGGUUCAACCGAAUAAACGUUAAGCGUAAGGAGUUCAAUUCAAUUCAAAGCAACUAUGGCGUCGAAAGAUUCAACACCACCGUAUCAGAGUGCUGCCAGAAUCUCCGAUUCCCAAUGUUUUCCUCAAUACACGGCUUCUCUCAAAUGUUUAGAAGAGUUCAAUACAGAUAAGAGUAAAUGCCAAGAACAUUUUGAUGUUUACAAGGAGUGUAAGAAAAAGGAGAGGGAAGCAAGAUUGGAACGUAAUAAAAGUCGGUCGCUAUUCUCAUGAAAUCUUGGCAGAGUUUCACUAAUUGUAUCAUAGGUAACAAAGUGAAGAGUUCACAUGUAUUACUGGUUCAUUAGGGUUAUGAAAUCAUCUCAAGCUAUGACAUUGCGGUAUUCUAUGCUGUCGUCGUUUUUGCAUCUGUACUUAAUUUAGGUUCCAAUAAAUUAACUGUUUACACUUUACUGCAGUAUGUUGUUCCACUGAAACCUUGUGGACCUUUGGAUACUAAAAUGAUUGUGUUGCUGGUAA
This is a messenger RNA of Lathyrus oleraceus (garden pea), 608 nucleotides long. Its product is annotated as cytochrome c oxidase-assembly factor COX23, mitochondrial. Bases 147 to 362 code for a protein of 71 amino acids. The transcript has 3 exons. The record is from RefSeq and is a predicted model, not a curated record. NCBI's taxonomy places the organism in Eukaryota, Viridiplantae, Streptophyta, Magnoliopsida, Fabales, Fabaceae.